Messenger RNA from Gorilla gorilla gorilla (western lowland gorilla), 3045 nucleotides. RefSeq names its product RAD9 checkpoint clamp component B (gene RAD9B). NCBI's taxonomy places the organism in Eukaryota, Metazoa, Chordata, Mammalia, Primates, Hominidae. The transcript has 12 exons. Gene Ontology annotation, biological process: DNA repair; DNA replication checkpoint signaling; mitotic intra-S DNA damage checkpoint signaling. Gene Ontology annotation, cellular component: checkpoint clamp complex. The record is from RefSeq and is a predicted model, not a curated record. The coding region runs from base 346 to 1614 and encodes 422 amino acids.
UGUCUUCCCAUUUAGCAGAGAGAAAAGCAGACGUUAAUAGGUCGUCCCUACCAUUGUCUAAUUUUUCCUCUUUGCCUUUAUGCGCAAGGACUGAGGACGCACGCCCUGGCCACAGCCCCACCCACUCAAGUCCCUGCUAACUUCUGAGGGGAGGAUGAGGAUCCAUCUCGUGUUACUUAGAGGCAGAUAUUCUACCAUUUUUAAAAAUGUAUGAACUUGGAAAAGUCACUAAAUCUCUUUGGGGCUCAGUUUCUAAAACGGAAACAGGGGUAAUGACAGCACCUUCGUCACAGAGUUUGUUUGGAGGCAAUGAAAUGGAAAUGCGUGUAAAGAGCCCAGUAAUAGAUGGAAUGUACAAGAACUAUUAGUGUUGUAAACGGCGCUUUCAAAAUGGAAGUUAGGCCAGUAUUUGGGAAAGCAGUUCAAGCUCUAUCACGAAUUAGUGACGAGUUCUGGCUAGACCCAUCUAAAAAAGGUCUUGCUCUAAGAUGUGUGAAUUCUUCUCGGUCAGCAUAUGGAUGUGUCCUGUUCUCUCCUGUGUUUUUUCAACAUUAUCAAUGGUCAGCUUUAGUGAAAAUGAGUGAAAAUGAACUUGACACAACACUGAAUUUAAAAUGCAAAUUGGGAAUGAAGUCAAUUUUGCCCAUCUUUAGAUGUCUGAAUUCCCUUGAAAGAAAUAUAGAGAAGUGCAGAAUAUUCACCAGAUCUGAUAAAUGCAAAGUAGUUAUUCAAUUCUUCUACAGACAUGGUAUUAAAAGAACUCAUAAUAUAUGUUUUCAAGAAAGUCAGCCUUUGCAAGUUAUUUUUGACAAGAAUGUUUGUACUAAUACGCUAAUGAUUCAACCAAGAUUGCUUGCUGAUGCCAUUGUUCUUUUUACAUCAAGUCAAGAGGAAGUUACUCUUGCUGUUACUCCACUGAAUUUUUGCCUCAAGAGUUCUAAUGAGGAAUCAAUGGAUUUGAGCAAUGCUGUAUACAGUGAGAUGUUUGUUGGCUCAGAUGAGUUUGACUUCUUUGAAAUUGGAAUGGACACUGAGAUAACAUUUUGUUUCAAAGAAUUGAAGGGAAUGCUGACAUUUUCAGAAGCUACACAUGCUCCUAUAUCCAUUUAUUUUGAUUUCCCUGGGAAACCUCUGGCUUUGAGUAUUGAUGAUAUGUUAGUGGAAGCUAACUUUAUUUUGGCCACAUUAGCUGAUGAACAAAGUAGAGCAUCUUCACCACAGUCACUGUGUCUUUCACAGAAACGAAAAAGGUCAGAUCUGAUUGAAAAAAAGACUGGCAAAAAUGUAACUGGCCAGGCCCUGGAAUGUAUUUCAAGAAAAGCAGCACCAAGAAGGCUUUAUCCUAAGGAGACUCUCACAAACAUAUCUGCAUUGGAAAACUGUGGCAGCCCUGCAAUGAAAAGAGUGGAUGGAGAUGUCAGUGAAGUAUCAGAAAGCAGUGUCAGCAACACAGAGGAAGUGCCAGGGUCUCUGUGUCUCAGAAAGUUUUCUUGCAUGUUCUUUGGAGCAGUUUCUUCUGACCAGCAAGAACACUUCAACCACCCUUUCGACAGUCUGGCAAGAGCAAGUGACAGUGAACAGGACAUGAAUAAUGGCAGUUUCUCUAUAUUCUAAUGCUUAAUGAUGGCUGAGCUGGCCCCCAGCCCGGUGACUGGCUCAUUUGCCCCUCAAGCACGAGUUUGCAUGUUUAGUGUCUAAAAGAGGUUGUCCAGGACUUCCUUUUAAUGGAGGAUGGGCUUUUAAACCACAUCAUCUUGUACAACAACCAUAUCUAGAAAUAGCUGUUUGUCAAGUGUAUGUAGCUUGCUUUAAAUCCAUUAUGCUACUUGUGAGGCAGAAGAGUUUUCUGUGAAGGAAAAAAGCCCGUUAGAGUUCUUCAAUUCAAUGCACGUUCACCCUAGAGCUUUUAACAUCUUUGCUAGUUUUAUAAAGGUAUUUAAACUUUAUUCAACAGCCAUUUAGAGUGCCAUCAAGAUGGUUUGAAAUGGAAUUUUGUGAUUUGUAGUCAGGUAUCUUUUGUAUUUGAUUGCAAACAUUUGGAUUUUAGUUUUCUCAUGUAAUACCAUGGCCUUUUUUGUGCAUUGUUUUUUAUAUUUUAAGACUUUAAGUAGAAUAAACCCUGGAAAAAAGAUCAAGAGUAAAAAUAUAUAGUCACCUUCACUUGGUUUUUUUAGAUGGAGUCUCACUUUGUCACUCAGGCUCAAGUGCAGUGGUGCGAUCUCUGCUCACUGCAACAUCUGCCUCCCAGGUCCAAGCGAUUCUCCUGCCUCAGCCUCCCGUGCAGCUGGGAUUGCAGGUGCGUGCCACCAUGCCUGGCUAAUUUUUGGUAUUUUGUAGAGACAGGGUUUCGCCAUGUUGGCCAGGCUGGUCUUGAACUCCUGGCCUCAAGUGAUCUGCCCACCUCGGCCUCCCAAAGUGCUGGGAUUACAGACUUGAGCCACCGCGCCCAACCUGGAGUGUUUUUACAUAUUGUAAAAUUUUAUUUCCUAACCUCAAAUUGUUCUGAUUUUCAGAUGUGAUUUUUUAUUUUGCAGUGUGCUGCAGGAAAGAAUUUAACAGAAGUGAUGCCAAAUAUUUCUGUAUUAUCUGACAUAGAACAGUAUCCUCCACUGCCAAGACAGCCUGAGUUUGGAGUGGAAUAAGGUGGAAGACAAAUGUCUGUUCUUUGGCCCUUUAAGAGUUAGCUUUUUACCUGCACAAAUGGACUAAAAAAUCUGGCACAAAACAUUGUUAUGUAAUGUCUUAUGAUGUGUGCCUCUCCCUCCCCCAAACCUGUUUACAGUCAAUUAUAACCUGACAAACGAGACUUUUGUAACAUAUUAUUGUUACAUCUUUCUGAAACCUUCAAACCAUAAGGAAGUGUUAACUGGCAAGCAAUUGUACUUUAGACUUUGUGAGAAAUUCAUAAAGGUGGCUGAGUGGAUUUGCAUGCUUUAGAACUGUGAAUAGAGUUCUAACUGAAACCAGAAUUAAUUUGGCUCUUGUAGCUUAGUAAUGAGUCAUAGCUACCCACAAUAACCUAAUAAAAACUCAAGUUCAUCCCAA